Protomyces lactucae-debilis is the source of this 360-nucleotide messenger RNA. RefSeq names its product vacuolar ATP synthase subunit F. Lineage: Eukaryota; Fungi; Ascomycota; Taphrinomycetes; Taphrinales; Protomycetaceae. Gene Ontology annotation, cellular component: proton-transporting V-type ATPase, V1 domain; fungal-type vacuole membrane. Gene Ontology annotation, biological process: proton transmembrane transport. Bases 1 to 360 code for a protein of 119 amino acids. Gene Ontology annotation, molecular function: proton-transporting ATPase activity, rotational mechanism. The record is from RefSeq and is a predicted model, not a curated record. The transcript has a single exon.
AUGUCCUCAGCUAAAGAAAAUGCAGCGCGCGUCUUGAUUGCUUCCAUUGCUGAUGAAGACACUACCACAGGUCUCCUCCUCGCUGGCACUGGCCAAAAAACAAGCGGCUCACAAAACUUCCUCAUCGUCUCUGGCAGCACGCCGGUCGAGACAAUUGAAAAGACGUUUGACAACUUUGUCAAUGAGCGAGAUGAUGUCGCCAUCCUCCUCAUCAAUCAGCAUAUUGCAGAGCAGAUCAGGCCGCGGCUUGAUCAAUACACAAAGGCAUUCCCUGCUGUCUUGGAAAUUCCCAGCAAGGAACACCCAUACGACCCAGACAAAGACUCCGUUAUGAAGCGUGUCCAGGUAUGUGUAUGCUAG